This is a messenger RNA of Plenodomus lingam JN3, 2400 nucleotides long. RefSeq lists its product as uncharacterized. The record is from RefSeq and is a predicted model, not a curated record. Gene Ontology annotation, molecular function: FMN binding; 4 iron, 4 sulfur cluster binding; catalytic activity. Gene Ontology annotation, biological process: wybutosine biosynthetic process. Lineage: Eukaryota; Fungi; Ascomycota; Dothideomycetes; Pleosporales; Leptosphaeriaceae.
AUGUCUCUCUCUAAUAGCAUGGCGCAACUGCCAAUUGAGCUGCUCCAAACAUGGCAUGCACAUCGCUUUUCACUGCUUUUCACUGCUGUAGUCGUGGCCGCUGUCCUUCGUCUCUGCGUCUGCACGCGUGGUCGUCGCGACAAGGUUUCCGUGUCGCCCACACCAUCAUCGCCUGUCGAGAAGAAGGUCGUCGAGCUGAGGCCUGAGUGGUUACCCGAAAACACUACUACCGUCAAUCCUCCAGAACUGAAUAUCGAUGGCCAUGCAGAGGACAGCACAAAGACUGCUGCCAGUCUAGUCAAGCCAAAGAAGGGCCCCAAGACAGUCAAGGGAAACAAAGUUCCGAGGAAGAAGAAGACGGUUCCUGCACCAUCGUUCGAUCACAAAGCAGACAAGAUACAACCAUUAGUCUUCUUUCAGUCACUGUCUGGGACCACGGAGCGCUAUGCUGCGCAAUUCGCGAACACCCUCACCGAAUGGACCGCUGGCUGCGAUCAGUCCUCGUCGUUUCUUGCGCCCGAGACCCACGAUAUCUCGUACAUCGAACAUGACGACUACUUCAUUACGCCGCCAAAAGCAGACGCGAACGUCAAGUUCUUCUACAUCAUUCUCGUACCGACAUAUAACAUCGACACUGUUCUAGACAUAUUCAUUGAGAGUCUUCAAGAAACACAUAAUGAUUUUAGAAUUGAUACGGCGCCCUUGAGCGGACUGCUUGGAUACUCUGUAUUCGGCUUCGGAGACCGAGAGGGAUGGCCAACCGAGGAGGAGGGCUUCUGCAGUCAAGCAAGGGAAAUUGACAAGUGGAUGGCAAGGCUAACGGGCAGAAAGAGGGCCUACCCAUUAGGCAUGGCAGAUGCUAAGAAGGAAGCCGAAGACCGCAUGCAAGAGUGGCGGGUAGGUGUCCAAGAAGCUCUCGUUGAACUUGCAGAGGGUCGAGGCUUGGGCGAAGGUGUUCCUGGCAGCGGGGAUCCGGCGGAGAGCGACGAAGAAGACACAGACGAUGCAGAAGACAUCGCCGCCCAAUCGACCCGCGUCGACGAUGUAGAGGAUCUCGGCGGCAUGGUCACCACCAAUUCCUCCACGACGGCCAUCCCAAUCGACUUCACAACCUACAAAUCCGCCUCCAAAUCCAAAUCGGCGCCUACAUCUGCCCCCAAAGAAAUGGUUCCCACAACCUCCCCUACACACGCCGCCCUCACGAAACAAGGCUACUCAAUCAUUGGCUCCCACUCUGGCGUCAAAAUCUGCCGCUGGACAAAAUCCGCCCUUCGCGGCCGAGGCUCCUGCUACAAGUACUCCUUUUACGGCAUCGCAUCCCAUCUUUGCAUGGAAGCCACACCAUCCUUAUCCUGCUCCAACAAAUGCGUCUUUUGCUGGCGCCACGGAACCAAUCCUGUAGGCACGACAUGGCGCUGGAUCACAGAUGCGCCCGAGAUGAUCUUCGACGGCAUCACAGCCGCCCACUACAAGAAGAUUAAAAUGAUGAAAGGCGUGCCCGGCGUACGAGCCGAGAGAUUCGCAGAAGCCAUGCGUAUCCGCCACUGCGCCCUCAGUCUCGUCGGCGAACCCAUUUUCUACCCGCACAUCAACGAACUGCUCACCAUCAUGCACAAACACCGCAUCUCCACCUUCCUCGUCUGCAACGCCCAGCACCCCGCCCAGCUCGCCGCCCUCAUCCCCGUCACCCAACUCUACGUCUCCAUCGACGCCUCCAACAAGGACUCGCUGCGGAAAAUCGACAGGCCCCUCCACCGCGACUUUUGGGAGCGCUUCUGCGCCUGCCUCGACAUCCUGCGCAACCGCCGCUUCGAGCAGCGCACCGUCUUCCGCCUCACGCUCGUCAAGGGCUUCAACAUGGCCGAGGAGGUAAAAGGCUACGCCGACCUCGUCCAGCGCGCCCUCCCGGGCUUCGUCGAAGUCAAAGGCGUCACCUACUGCGGUACCUCGGCCGCCGGCUCCGCAGGCCUCACCAUGCAAAAUGUCCCCUUUUACGAAGAAGUCGCCGCCUUUGUCACCCAGCUCGAAGCCGAACUCCGCGCCCGUGGCCUCGCCUACGGCAUCGCGGCCGAACACGCACAUUCCUGCUGUAUCCUGCUGGCCGACGAGUCGCGCUUCUCGCGCCAGGGACGCUGGGCCACGCGCAUUGAUUUCGAAAGGUUCUUUGAGCUGUGUGAGGGGGUUGUGCAGGGGACGAGGAGGGAGGGUGGUCAGGUGGUUGGCUGGAGGCCGGAGGAUUAUCUGGGUGAGGAUACGCCUGAGUGGGCGCUUUGGGGGAAUAAGGGGUUUGAUCCGAGGGAUCAGAGGGUGUAUCGGAAGGGCAAGGGACCGAGGGUUGAGGAGGGGGGUGGUGGCGGGAAGGAGGAGGUGAAGAGUGUGGCGAAGGCGUUGGAGUUUUGA